Molecule: messenger RNA, 766 nt
Organism: Rubroshorea leprosula
Lineage: Eukaryota; Viridiplantae; Streptophyta; Magnoliopsida; Malvales; Dipterocarpaceae
Source: the annotation of a GenBank genome assembly
AAACACAAGAACAUUAACAAAGUGAAUUUUCUUUAUACAUGAAUGAAAUAUCUACAAGAAUUUCUUCCAAUCUUCAUUUAUUAUGCAUUCUUUUAGUAAAUGAAUGGAUUUGAUCAAACCUGAUGAGCUUGAGGACUUGCAUCAAAGGGGUUGCAUUGAAUAUCAGGAAAAGAUUUUGAUGGCAAACCUAGGCAUACUGGAUGGUUUCACAAGCUCGUGUAAGGUAGUUUCUGCAAAGCUGGAUCACCAGUCCUAUUGCUUUGGAGAAGACUUUGUUCACAAGGUUGUUUUGUCCCUGGAACUAAGUCUAGUUCUGUUGCUGGCGCUGGUGCUGGAGCUACUCUGUAUGGUGGAUUUGAGCAUACUGUUGCAUUUGUUAAUUGUGCCCCUGGAUUUCCUAUCAAUUUCCUAUCCUUCAGCCUGUUACCCUUCUCCCCUGCAAAGCAAAAUACAAAUGAAAUUAGCAAACUUAUGGAUAAAACAGAGAGGGUGAAAGAGAAACUCCAAUCCUUCACAAGUACCAACACAUCAAACUGCAAUGAUCAAGAAGUCAAAGAUUUUCUGGCUGUUACCACUCAAUUCCAGUUCAGGUUUGAUGGAUUCUGACCAGAGAACAAGAGUAGGGGUGAUGAUCGUCAGAGCAGCCCAGAAAAAGAAUAUCAAGACAUAUGUUCUCCCAGUCAUCAUUUUUGGGAGUACUAAUGGAGUUUAAUCACCUGUCUGACAGCCUUAAUACAAGUUUGGAGGAUAAAAUAGUUCAAGAUGU